AUGGCACAAUCAUAUAGAGCUGGUACAACUCAGCAAGAUACACCAGGCUUACCUAUUAUGCAAAUUGUAGUACCCUUCGCAACAAAACACCAGAACUGCCCAAUAACACCUAAGAUAGUGAAUAGCAAGGUUACAACAUUUACCAAACCACAACUUAAGGCUAUACAAAAAUCGGCUCUAGCUAUGGAAACAGCAAUACUCGCUAACCAAAAGCCCAAGAACAACCCUAAGGAGGGACUUGCACCAAAUAUACCCAUUCCUAUACCCACCCCUAUAUCAAUAUCCAAAUAUCAGGGAGGGCAAAUCAUUGCUUAUGAAAACAUCGGAGAUAGUCUGAUGAAAACAUAG
Molecule: messenger RNA, 348 nt
Organism: Sclerotinia borealis F-4128
Lineage: Eukaryota; Fungi; Ascomycota; Leotiomycetes; Helotiales; Sclerotiniaceae
Source: the annotation of a GenBank genome assembly